Molecule: messenger RNA, 3256 nt
Organism: Lycium barbarum (goji berry)
Lineage: Eukaryota; Viridiplantae; Streptophyta; Magnoliopsida; Solanales; Solanaceae
Exons: 2
Coding region: 1880-2626 (248 amino acids)
Source: RefSeq, a predicted model, not a curated record
AACUAAUUUGAAAAUAUUUGCCCAAAGUAAAGGUUGUAGCCUAUAACAUGUUUUGGCAUUAGUAUUUAUUAGCAGAAGAUUAAGGAGGCAAAUGAUCAUCUGGGGGAUUUAAGUACAAUUAAUGCCCUGUUUCAGUGAAUUUUCAGAUGUGGGGUCUUUUCCAACAUGCUUAAUUCUUUUUUAAUUGUGAAGGAAUUUGCAUAAAAGUUGUUACUAUUAAUUUAUAUAUAGUAGUAGAAGUAAAGACUCAAGAUACCAUCUGAACUUGGGGGAUUUAAUUUUUCUAAUGAUGUUUGUUUAUUUCUUAGUUCUUACACAUUACAAGCUAAGGGCUUCUAUAUUUUCUCACCAAUCUUCCGUCUAAUGGUUCAUAACUGGCUCGUUGCUAAUCAUAUAUUGUUGAUUUGAAUACCAAAUUGUGGAUAGUGUAAUUUGUUUUUUUUUUGUUAGUUUUUUGGCUAAGAACUUUUGGCUCAUGAUAAUAGAACUUGCAAAAUUGUAAUACUAGUGUUCUUUGUUGUCUGGAAAUGAGCAUAUUUGUUUCUUUCCUUUCUAAAUUUGGAAAUGGUUCUUUCUUUCGGUAUGCUACAUUUAAAAGGAGUAUUAAUUGAAUCUUGUUUUGUAGGAAUUGUCUUAAAUCUUGUGAAUCGGAUGGAUAAGUUUGUCACCAGGUUAAAACGCGGACAACCAAGCUCUAGUUCUACUAUUCCACCUGUUACUUCAUCCAUACCUUCGGAAGUUCAGAGGGAUACAAAUCCUUCAAAUAUCAAUUUCAAUUAUUUGAAAGCAGACCCGGCAAACAGAAGGCCUAUUGCAGAAUAUGACCCUAAUAUACGUGAUGAAGUUAGAAGAUAUUAUAUUCAAAAAGGACCUUGUUAGCCUAUGAAUCAUUAUUUUCCUAAAACUCAGUUUGGGAAGAAAAAGAAAACAAUGCGUCAGUUUCAUCCUGGUUGGUUCAAAGGUCGACAUUCCAAGUGGUUAGAGUACAGUAUAUCAAAAGAUGCUGCUUAUUGUUUGUGUUGCUAUUUGUUUAAAAAUGAGCAUGAUGUUCGUGGAAAUAUGGGAGAUGCUUUUACGAAAAAGGGUUAUAAGGGUUGGAACAAGGCUAAGGAAAGAUUCAAAUCUCAUAUUGGAGAGGUAAAUAGCAUCCACAACAAGUGUUUCAACAUGAUGAUUGAUUUGAUAAAUCAAUCACAAUCAAUUUGCACUUGUUUUGACAAGCGUAAGGAGAAAGACAAAAAUGAAUCUCGACAUCGCUUGGGUGCUUCAAUUGAUGUGGCAAGGUUUCUCUUAAGAUUAGGAUUGCCGUUUCGUGGUCAUGAUGAGAGCAUAUCAUCUACAAAUAGAGGUAUAUUUCUUGAACUUUUGCAAUGGUAUGGAGCCAUGAAUCAGGAAGUUGGAAGCAUUAUAUUACAAAAUGCUCCAAAAAAUGAAAUGAUGUGUUGUCCAAAAAUUCAAAAAGAUAUUGUUGAUGCUUGUGCAAAAGAAACAAUCAGAGCUAUUAUUGAAGACUUGGAUGGUGAUUAUUUCGGAAUACUGGUUGAUGAAUCGAAGGAUAUAUCACACAAGGAGCAAAUGGCACUUGUUCUACGAUAUGUUGACAAAAAAGGUGAAGUGAUAGAGCGAUUUGUUGGUAUUGUCCAUGUUAAUGAUACAUCUGCACGAUCAAUGAAGGAAGCAAUCUAUUCUUUUCUUUCGGAUCACUCAUUAAGUCCAUCCCAAAUACGUGGGCAAGGUUAUGAUGGUGCUAGUAACAUGCAAGGAGAACUAAAUGGUCUUAAAAGUUUAAUUUUGCGUGAUACUCCAUCUGCAUAUUCCACCCAUUGUUUUGCUCACCAAUUGCAGUUGACACUUGUGGCUCUUGCGAAGAAAAAUACAGAUGUGGAUGAUUUUUUUUUGUAUAGUUACUAAUGUAUUGAAUAUUGUUGGAGCAUCUUAUAAGCGCAGGGAUUUUCUCAGACAACAUCAAGCUGCAAAGUUAGAAGAGUUGCUCAUUUCUGGUGAAGUGCACACAGGACGGGGACUAAAUCAAGAACGUGGGCUUCAACGACCAGUUCUGAAGAAGACAAAUUAUUUGAACUGCUCAUUACAGAAGAUGGAUCAAGAUAUUGUCAAUGCUAUGGGGCUGCUCAAUACUGCAAAGCAAGAAUUGCAAAUGAUGAGGGAUAGGGGAUGGAAAUCAUUACUCGAUGAUGCCUUUUCUUUUUGUAAUAACCAUGAGAUAUUUAUUCCGAAGAUGGAUGCUAACUACAUUCCUGGGAAGUCGAAACGUAGAGCUCUUGAUGUUACAUAUUCUCAUCAUUUUCGUGUUGGAAUUUUUUAUCCUGUUAUUGAUUUGCUGCUUCAGGAGCUUAAUAAUCGUUUCGACACUGUUAGUACUGAUUUACUUCUUGGUAUGGCUUGUUUACAUCCAGCUAAGUCAUUUGGUAAUUUUGAUAAGAAAAAGGUAAUGAGGUUGGCUGAAUAUUAUCCGAAUGAGUUUGAUAGCAACAAGCUUCGAGAUCUCAGUUGCCAACUUGAUAAUUUCAUAGUGUAUGUUCGAGGUUCUGAUAAGAGAUUUUUCAAUAUGAAGGGUAUUACUGAUCUUGCUAAAGUACUGGUUCAAUCAGAAUUGCAUCAGACCUGACCACUUGUUUAUUUGCUUAUCAAGUUGACUCUUAUUCUUCCAGUUGCUACUGCUUCUGUGGAACGAGCUUUCUCAUCGAUGAAGUACAUCAAAAAUGAACUCCGCAGCAGUAUGAGUGAUGAAUUUUUAAAUGGUUGUUUAGUCUGCUAUGUAGAGCGUGGGAUAUUUGCAACUAUAAGUAAUGAUGCUAUUAUUCAUCAUUUUCAGAAAAUGAAAAGUCGUCGAGCGCAGUUGUGAUUUGUGACUGCAGGUCUUUUUUUUGGAUUAGACUUGAGACUAAGUCUUUUUUUUUUUGGGAUCGGACUUGUGACUUCUGACUAGAAGUCUUUUUUUUAUCAGACUUGAGACUAAGUCUUUUUUUUUGGGAUCGGACUUGUGACUACUGACUAGAAGUCUUUCUUUUGUAUGAAACUUGUGAUUAAAAGCCUCUUUUGGUAAUGAUAAUAUUAGUUGCAGUUUUCUUUUAGUGUUGCAUUCAAAUAGUUGUGCAUUUAUAUUAUGUCAUCGUUAGCAACUCAUGUUAAAGAAAAUGAGGCAGCCACGACCCUGAAAUCCUGGGUCCGCCUCUGGACAGAUGAGAUAUGAGCACAACCAGUAAACUAAACUAGAGAAUUUAUUCAACAAAAUAUA